Sitodiplosis mosellana (orange wheat blossom midge) is the source of this 2984-nucleotide messenger RNA. RefSeq names its product exocyst complex component 8 (gene Exo84). NCBI's taxonomy places the organism in Eukaryota, Metazoa, Arthropoda, Insecta, Diptera, Cecidomyiidae. Gene Ontology annotation, cellular component: exocyst. The record is from RefSeq and is a predicted model, not a curated record. Gene Ontology annotation, biological process: Golgi to plasma membrane transport; exocytosis; intracellular protein localization. The transcript is spliced from 9 exons. The coding region runs from base 476 to 2515 and encodes 679 amino acids.
AACUAUAUGUACGUGUAUGUUUUGAAGUGCGGGUUUGACAAUUGAAGGCGUGCGAAAGAGACGCAUCUAUGUAACACUCACGAAACAAUCUAUCGGUCGCAUGUACUGUAAACAAUGAUACACUGUUAAAAAUGGACCUAACUUGAUUUCCAAAUGUGUGCGUUUUGAAAUAAAAUGUUACAUUGCAAUGGAAAAACUUCUGUUUUCGUCUUAAACAGAGCAAAUAUUUUCAUAGAAAUUCAUCGACUGAAAUAAACAACAAUUUUUCUUCGUGUAAAAAUCACUUGUAAAUUCCAACUGUUCAGAACUGUCAUCGUAUGAAAAUCCAAACUGUCAAACUGAGACUCGAAACGUCAUCGUUUUUAUGUACACAUCUAUCAGAAUUUUUCAUUGGCAAAGUUUAUUUUUUGAUGUUUUCAUAAUAUUUGUGAAAAUAAUAUUUCGUGUAUACACGAUUUUGAAGUAAUUAUUCAAAAUGCCUGAGCCAAACAUGAAAGCGUUCGACGAAAGUGAUUUCAAAGCGGAGAGAUAUGUGAAAGAAAUGGUACAGGAAUGUGUGGGCGGUGCGGCUCUUCAACAAUGCAAAUCAAAGAUUCAAUCAUACGGCGAACAAACUUCAUCAACGUUGAAAAAACAUGUCUACGCCAAUUACAUGCAGUUCAUCGAAACGGCAAAAGAAAUUUCACAUUUGGAAUCGGAGAUGUAUCAAUUGUCACAUUUGUUGAUCGAGCAGCGAAACAUUUUGUCCACACUGCGAGAGCAGAAUUCUAUUGAAGACACUAGAGGCGUCUUAAUGGACGAACCUACAAAUGAAGUCGACAAAGAUAUACAAAACAAAAAGGCACUUUCUGCCAUACAGGAGUCGUUGAUCGGAUUCAAUGGGAAUUUGGAAAACAAAACAUUUCUGCAUGAAGGUGCUUUAAUCGAAUUGGAUCCAGAAAGCUACCGUCCGAUUUGCCGCGUUUACUUCUUCCUAUUGAAUGACCUUUUAAUCGUUGGGAAGGUGAAACAUGACAAAAAAUUAGAAUAUGCUGCUCAGUACGAUGCCACAAAAAUUGCUGUUAUCAAUAUAAAAGAUUUGGAUGGUGUGAAAAAUGCAAUAAAUGUCAUCACACCAGAAGAUUCCAAGAUAUUUCAGUGCAUUAGCCCAACGACAAAGAACGAGUGGAUCGAUAAAUUUGAAGUGGCCUUAAAGUUUAAACAACUGAAGAAGAAAAAGACACCUGCACCGCAGCCGCCGAGUCGGCAAGUGAGUACAACUGAAGUUCCAAAAUCCACAACAAAAACUAGUUUAGCGAGUGAAGCCACCGUUAGUCCAACAUCCACUGUUAGCGAAGUUGAAGUAAACUUGAGAUAUGCUCCAGAAUGGGUGGCAUCGGCACAAGAGGAAAUUCACACACUAAUCGCACAACGUCAUUUUGAGGAAGCUCUGGCUUUGAUCACAAAGUGCGAAGAAUAUUUUGUCAAGGAUAAUACAUUUCACAAUGCCACCGAAAUUAUCCAGAAGGUGAAACAACUCAAAAAUGACCUCUCAAAUGUGCUCCUCGAUGAAUUGUCGAAUUGUCAAACACGAAGCCUAUACGCAGCGUUGGUGUCAUCUCGUGUCAAACUUAAGUUAUUAGCCGACAUGAACAAAGAUCGUGAAGCAUGUGGAACCAUGUUAAAAGUAUGUACCGCCGCCAUUCGAUCAUCGCAGCGUCAGGCGCGUCGCAAUAAUUUGGAAAUUUCACAAUUGUUCUUCUGCGAUUUGGCCCAAGUGGCCAGUGAAUUUCUCAAAGCCUUCAAGAACAAAGGAGCGUGCAUGAGUACUUUGGUUGUCUGGUGUAAUUAUGAGCUGCAAUAUUUUGCAUCACAGCUCAUAAAACACUACCUCACCAAAGGUUCACAGUUAGAAGCCGUUGCGAAAUGUGUGGAUGGAGUGCGAGAACCUUGUGCUAAAUUGUCAGAGAUCGGUUUGGACUUGCUGUAUCAUCUGGAGGGCUUGCUGAGAACAACAUUGGAAGAUAUACUCAAAGAAUCGCGUGAACGUUUAAUUGACACAAUCAGCCGUACCGAAAAAGUGUGGCAACCGUAUAAUUUACAAACUAAAUCAAACCUUCGUAGCGUUCUUCGUGAUUUGGAUGCAUUGGGCAUUGAUAUGAAAUCACAAGUCACCGGCGAUACCUGGAUCAAUUUAACACAAUCAACAAUCAAUUUUUGCCGUCACUUUCUAUCGAUUUGCGAAAGUUGUGCCACCCUUGGUAAAAUGGAAGCGAUGCGAUCACAUACACAAACUCUGUUACGUGACCUGUUUUUGGCUCAAUACUCUAGUAAACCAAAUCCAAAUGUUACUGUUGAUUUGAAUUUCGUGUCGAAAAACAAUAACUAUUUGGUAGAAACGUUAUUACCAGUUGCUAUUUCGAAAUAUCAAAAGACGAGUGGAAGCAAGUGUGAGCAUUUGUCCGAAUUAUUGAAUCAACUAAGGGGACCACCCAAGCCCAAGCCCCGAAGUAUCUAUAAAACUGAUGUUCUCUAAGAAUUCAGUCUCAUGGUGUUAUUGUAUUCGAACGUUAAUCAAAUAUUACAAUAAAGAUAAUAGUUAAUUGAAAUAGCGGUGUUCUGUGUUUUUUUCCUCUAAAUCAAAUGAGUUCCCGACCAAAUUCCCCGAUUCAAAUAAAAGACGUCGAUUUAUUUUUUUUUUUUUGCAAAUUUUCCCUUUAUUUUUAUAUGAUCAUAGUUCGUUUUGAUAUUUUUACAUAAUAAGAAAUAGUUAAAUGAUCCUUUUUUUGUUAUGUUUAUUUCGCAUGAUCAAAAUUCGUUUUCGUAUAGAAUGAGUCAAUUUUGUGUUUUGUUGCGUGCGAAAUAUCAAAUAAUAAAAUGACUGCUUAGAUCAAUCGCACAAAAAUCUGAUUUUUCAUUUUGUUGUUCUUGUUGUUUAAAUUAAAAAAUAAAAUCAUUUAAAUUAAAUAAUAAUUGUUCUGCUCUUUUAUUCGUAUUUUUUUUUU